Cinara cedri is the source of this 19316-nucleotide messenger RNA. Lineage: Eukaryota; Metazoa; Arthropoda; Insecta; Hemiptera; Aphididae. The record is from the annotation of a GenBank genome assembly.
AUGCGGUCGUCCGGCGCCGCCGCCGCGGCCGCCGUCUUGUCGCUCUUGUUGCACGCGUUCGCUGUUGCACACGCCGGUUCCUACCUCAAGUUGGGCGUCGACGGUCAGUAUAAUAAAGACAUAAUUAUAACAAAUUGUAAUAUCAUAAGUGUUCGUUAUAUAUAGGGAACAAAUUCAGCAGUAAUAAAAACUAUAAUGUGCAUUUAAAAAUAUUUAAAUAUUAAGGCGCUAAAUACGGGGGGAAAAAAAGAUUAAAUGGAUUUCAAUGGACAACAAUGAUUUGUAUAAAAGUGGUAUCAUUUCAAUAUUUGGUAGAUUGGGAUAAACACUUAUACCAAACACUAAUCAUAUUUUCUUACUGACGAGGAAGGGGAGUUAUCAUAUUUUAAUUCGCUUUAAUAUCUAUGUCAUUCGUUUAAUGAAUGUGAGCGUUUCAGAUUUUCAUAAAAAGAAACCAGAAAUUAUUUUGGUAGUGUUUAAAUUAAAAAUUGUCAAUAAAAGUUUUGAAAAUUGAUCGGAAAAUAGGGAUAUCGAAUAUUUCACCAUAGUUUCCUCAUUAAUGAUAGACACGCAAACAAUCAGGUAUAAAAUAUUUUUCGAUAUUUUUACAUUUUUUUCUCAUUCCCAAAAGUCAGGGAUCGACCAAAAUACUGAUUUCAGACUAAAUGUUACAAAUGCCCAAGUCCUCUCCCCUCCUUCUAAAGGGCGUCACUACUCGAUAAUAAACUAGAAAUGCAUUUAUAUGCACAGAAAUUAAUUAAUAUUAUUCUAUUCUUUUUUUUGGAAAUUACUAAAAUUUGAAAAAAAAAUCACAUUCAAACGUAUUAAGUUGUAUAAUAAUUUUUAGAUUAUCUAGAACUAUUAUCAUUUUUACGGGGAAAGCAGAUUUAAACCCCUUACUCCCAGAACCUAAAAAUCAUCCAUCACACCAUUUUUAUAUUUUGUUUGGAUUUUUUAUAAGUGGUAAUUUUUUCUAAAAAAUACUUUGUUAAUAAAGAAUAACCCCCUCCUCCCCGUAACAAAUAUUGAAAGUAUGCCACUGCCUAGAUUACAGAAAACACAAAAAAAAAUAAUUUGCAAUAAUUUACUUGUUUUCCACUGUUCCGAUGAACUGCUAUCAUUCUUUUUGAAAUGAUUUGGUUUCCUGAUAGUUAAUUAGAAAUUAAAAUUAUUAUUACAUAUUUUAUAUCAUUUAGUUUCCUUAAUUGUUUUUUUCUUUUUCAUUAUUAAUUAAUUAUAAUUAUAUUACAGUUUUAGAUAUGUUUAGUAAAACUGUUGUCUAUUGAAUCCACCUUAAACGUGAAAAAUAAUACCUACUUACAACUAAUAAUUUCCUAAUAUUAAUUAAAACAUUAGUUUUCAACAAGUAAUAUAAUAUAAUAUUAUAUUACCAUUAUCGUUUUAUGCCAUUCCGAAGACAUUGAAACAUUAUUAACGAAUCAAUAAUAUUUCCAUCCGUUUUUCUUUACCCGAAAAUAAAAAUCGAUUGAGUCAUAAAAAAAUAAUGUUAAAAUGAUAAAAUGCAACACAUUCGUUGCGUACCAAUGGAUGUGUAGGCACGUACCUAAUUUAGUUAUAUAUACACUCCGAAGGCCGAAUUUUGGCAACCGAUUUAUAAUCGCGUCAUUUACGUGCUAUAUUAUAUAAAAAAAAAUAAACUCCGGAACCUAUACCUUCUAAACACCUACAAUAUAUUUAUAAUAUUAUUGCCAUGCAUAAUUGUAAACAAAUAAUUUCCCAACCAUCGUGAUGACGUAUAGGUUACCCAUAGAUUACUCGAAUUAAAUGGUUAUUACUUAUAAUACCUAAUUAUUAUCUCACAACACACGUUUAAAAGGUCCCACAGAAAUUGUUUUAAAGUAUCGUACUUAUAUCAAAAUAUGACCAACGGUUUUGACGGUUUUGUUAACCUUUCACGAAGAUAUAACAGUAAUGAAAUGGCCUCUGUGAAUUUUGCCGGAUGUAUGGGUUUGGGUUUUCGAAAGUCUAAUAUUAUUGUUCUAUAAUUCCUUCCUAUUUGUAUAGCUAUUUCACAAUAUUAUAAUGGCGAAAAUGGCGUCCAACUAAAAUAUAAAAUAUUAGUAAUAUUAUUGUAUUAUUAACUAAUUCAAAAUUUUUUUGAAAUCAUUAUAAUAAUCAUGCCAUAAUAUUGAUGAUAUUGAAAGAGGGUGUAAACACAAUCGAAAUUUUCUGAAUGUAACAAAGAAUCUGUUACAGUUUUACUAUGAUGUGCUUUUUUUAUCCAAAAAAUAAUUUAGUAAAACUGCUUAGAUUUGUUUGUCAUAUACAUUAAAAGAAGCGGAGUUUUCGUCUGAUGAUAUUUUAUUUGCAAUAUUUUUCAAAUACUCAUCAAUAUUUUCCAAAAAAAAAAAUGCUUUUUAUGUUUUUUUUAAAUACUUGCACUUGUUUACGUAGUAUCUUAAAGUAUAUGUGAUUUUUGGUACUUUAUUUAAAAUAUUUAUCGAAAUCCUUAACAUUUCAGCCCUUUGGUUCUUUUUCUUUUGUUUUUUUAUUUUUGUUGAAUACCUCGAAUUCCUUGGUAACUAGGAAAAUCACAAGACUAGUACUACUCUGUUCAGAAUUGUUUUUAGUUUGAAAUGAUUUUUCAUUGACCACAGUAUAUAUUAACUAAAUCAGGUAUCUAUUAUAUACAUGAACAACACUGCUCUACUCGUGAGCAGUACUAACUUUUUAUUAUUUACGAGUAUUAUAAGUACACAAGAAAAAAAAAUAGAAUUUAAAAAAACAUAUUAUGUAUAAUGUCUAUUUUAUAUUAAAUUAUUAUCAUUUAUUAAAAAUAAAAAUCGAAUUAAUACCAUGCUUAAAAAUUUGCUGUUCUCUCGAUAGAAAACAAAUUAAUAUUAAAAAUCGAUUGCAAAUAAUAAUAGCUAACAGGUAAGUGAUUUUACGCUUUAAUUUUGUCAUUGUUUAUCAUCGCUCUUCCUGUACUAUUUCGUCAAACGUCAUUUUUAUUAAAAUCUCGAUUUUUGCUUAUAUAAAUACCUAUACCCAUGUAAAUAUGUAUUAAUUUACACGUGGUGAUAUAUAUUAAAGCAAUGCCUAAAUUAGAUGAAUGUACACAUAAAUUUACAUAACCUUGACUAUAGGACCUUGUGGAUACUUAUACUUUAGAUAACAAACUAUACCUUGACUAAUGCACAAUAUUAUAUUGUUGUCAUAUAUCAAGUCUCGUAAAGAACAUUGGUAGGUAUUUUUAUAACGAUGUAAAAAAAAUAGUUUUGAAGAGGAUGUGAAACAUAGGAUUUAGUGUAAUUAGACCGAGUGCCUAACUUAAACUAACAGAGUUUUUAUGUAACAGGACAAUUCAACUGAGUCUUAAAAGGUAAGUUCUACUAGAAUGUGGUGAGACCAAUUAUAUUACACGGUUCGAUGUAUUAGAUGGUCGAUAAAAAAGUAGAACAGAAAAUGAGUAUAGCGGAGAUUAGAAUAUUAAGGUGGUUGAGUGGAGAGAUGACGAAAGAAUAUAAAAUAAGGAACGAGUACAUACAAGUAGAAUAGGUGUGGUUUCGAUAGUGGAAAACAAGAGAGAAAAUAUUAGACUAAAAUAGUUUUGGCAUGCCAUGAGGAAAAAGAAGUCGGAAGCAGUAAGAAUGGUUAUAAUAAUAAAAGUAGGAGGAAAGAUAAGAAGAUGAAGAUGAUGAAAAAUAUUGGGUUGGAUACGAUUUAGAAUGAUAUGAAGGCAGACGAUAAGGAUGAAGUGGGAGAUCGGUUCAAGUGGGAGUUUGUGACAAGGAUGGUCGACCUAGAAUAAUUGGGAUGAGGGUGAAGGAGUAGAAGGAGAAUGUAAGAAAUAUAUAGAGGUAGGUUUUGCAGUUUUGCAGUUUUGUUUUACAUGAUAUAUGUUAUAUACGAGGGCUAAUCAAAAAGUACCAAGACUGGUAGUAUCAUUCGGAAAAGGAGCAUCGAAGAGCAGUAGGAUUGGUAUCACUUGCUUCUAUGACUUUUUCUGAGUACAUUUGUUUUUAUUGCUUAUCUAUAAAAUUCUUCGGUUUGAUUUCACUGACAUUUUUGUAAAAUAUAUUUUUCGAGUUUGGCGAUUUUGUAAUAAACCCAAAAGAAGAGUAACUUGACAGAUUUGGAGAUUUUAAAAAAUUUUUCUGCAUUUUUUUCCAGUUUCAGAGGGAUGUAACAUUUCAUGGUUUUUGCCAUUAAAUGUCAAUUGAAAAACUGAAAAUGUGCCCUCGAGUGACAGCGAGUUCCGCUUCUUUUGGAUUCAUUACUAAAUCGCCAAACGUGAAAAACAAAUUUUAGAAAAAUAUUGUCAAAUCAAAACGAAGAAGUUUAUAGAGAUUUUAUACGAAUGGAUGUACUCAGUAUAAGUCAUAGAAGCUAGGUUUACAAAUCGUUUUGCUCUUCAACGCAUGGUUUCCGAGUAAUAUUAUCAGUCUCGAUAUUUUUUGAUUAGCCCUCGUAUAUAUAGUGUACACGAAACGCACUAAAAAUAUUUAAAGUUUAACCUGCCAUGUUACUAUACUGAAAACGGGAGAUGAAUAAUCAAUCGACAACCAUUUAAUCGACAGGGAAAAUCGAUCGACAGGACUGAAAAUAUACUAUACAUAUUAUAUACACAUUAAAAUAGUUAUAUCCUUCACACUUACAUUGGAUUUGGUAAUAGGUUACACUCGUUUGUAUAAAAUAUUAACAGUUAAAAUAAUGAAAUUCAAAUAGAUCACAAAUAACGUUUAAUAGUAUUGUAUUUUGCCUAGUUCAGUUUUCACUUUGAAAAAUGUUUUUACUGUAAAACCAUUAGAUUUGGUGACAUUUUUCGAAAAUAAGAAUUUUUGAUUUUUCCAAUGUCUAGUGCUGAAACUACAGUAUAGUGCAAACAGGAAUUUAAUGGAAUUUUUGUAUUCAAAGUUUUUUUCUGUUUAUAAAACUGACCAAAUUAGAGUAAGUCAAAAUUUGGAUUUCUGUAUAAUUCGUGUUUAAUGAAAUUUUCAUUUAUAACCACUGGAAAUACUAAAAUAAUUGUGAAAUAAAUGUUCAAUUUACUUUAUCUGUUUACAAAUAAUAAUUAAAAAAUACUGUUUGUCACAAGAAUGAAUAUCUCGAUUAUGUGAUAAUUUUUGUUCCGUAAACUGCAAUAAUACGAUUACAUUUUUAACUAUUUUUGUAGUGAAAUUUUAUUUUAUUUUGCAAUAGCUCUAAUAACGAUAAGAUAACCAGAUAAUAAGGCAUUUAGUUUGAUGAAAAUUAUAAUUUUAUUUUUAUUCUGUAACUAGGCCCGUUCUAAAGUGUGUGCGUUAUCCGUGGAUGUCUGGUUAUUAAGUGCUCCUAUAAAUUAUAAUUUUUUAAAUAUGAAUAACACUGAAAAAGUUGAAUCGGUUUUAAUUUAUGGCGAAUGUCAACGUAAUGUACGCCUAGCUGCUAUGACGUAUGCCGGACGAUACCCAGAAAGGUACCAUCCGCCUUAUAAUUAUGUUUUACGACUUUUACAAGGGUUAAAAGAGGAAGACAAAUAGUUCAACAAAUGCGUAGAGCAAAUAUGUUUGAUGACGAUACAGAAUUACAGGUACUAGCAUACAUAAGAGCUCAUCCAUGUUCGUCAAUUAGUCAUGUUGCUCGCGAAAUUGGAGUUUCAUAUGGUUAUGUUCAAAAAAUUCUAAAAAAACACAAAAUGCACCCAUAUAAAAUCGAUUUUGUCNGUGAUGAAUCAAAAUUCACUAACAAUGGCAUUAUGAAUAAACAAAAUCAUCGAUGCUGGGAUGACACAUACCCACACUGGUCACGUGAAACUAAUUUUCAAACGGUUUGGGGAAUUAAUGUAUGGUGUUGGUUAGUUGGUGGAAAUCUAAUAGGACCGUUCUUUAACGAUAGUACGCUUAAUGGCAGACGAUAUCUUAAUUUCUUAACCAAUGAACUAAAUGAGCUAAUGAACUAAUGAAAUAAAUGAAAAUUUCAUUAAACACGAAUUAUACAGAAAUCCAAAUUUUGACUUACUCUAACUUGGUUAGUUUUAUAAAUAGAAAAAAACUUUGAAUACAAAAUUUUUUUUAAAAAAAAUAAUUUAUCCGAAUAUGCAGAAAAAAAAUAGUAUUUCUGUUUAAAAAAAUGUAAGUUGUAUUGCGCAUACGCAUACCAAAAGUGUUACAAAUUUGAAAUUUAUCUGAAAAUAUGUAUUUAGGAACUCCCUAUCACCACCCGAAAACCCUAUUACAAUACAAGGUCAUCCACCAGAGAUAUUUAGUGUUACCUUAAAUCGUGAUCACACUGUAUAUAGGUGUCUUGUGGUACGCAACCGGACCACAAUACGACUGAAAACCUCUGCUUGUAUAAAUCAGCCAUUAGCCGUAGAAUAACAGAUUAAAUUUAUUUUACUCAUUGUGGGCAAUAAACACGAGCAAGCGAAUAUAUACAAUAAAAUUGUGGCGUAUAUUGCGAAAACUGGUAUAUUACAAAGCCAUCGACUUUUAUAUUACAAAAUCUAACCAAUCAUGAUUACACAAUAACAUUUUAAGACUUGAAAAAAAAAGUAAUAUAAUAAGUACUCGUUACUCCCGUGGUUAUCGACCAUCAUAGGAACUAAAAAAAUGCCAAAGAAAAGUAAAAUAUUAUGUAUACCUACCUAUUUAAAACUUUUCAACAUUCUACAUUAUCACAAACGUUUGGAUUAUUAUUUAAUUAUUAAUUACUAAUAAAAUAGUGUAGUAAUCUCGAAUUAAGAAGACAAAAUUGUCUUAUUUUUUGUGUAAGUACGUAUGAAUAAUGAACACUCCCAGCGGAAUGAACAUUGAACACUACAAACUUUGAUUACCGAAUCAGUUAGGAUAGGUAAAACUACUAAAAACAAAAACAAAUAUGUCUUUAGCCCGUUGGGCCUGUUCCGAGUUCUUGUGGCCGUUGAUUUUACUAUCUUCUGCAGUAUGUAACAAAUGCAGUAUCAUAAUAAUAGCAAACAUUAAUUUUAUAAUAGAAACUAAAACCUAUACUUUCCUUUCCUUAUAUAACAAAUUUAUAUUUAAUUAUUUAUAAUAAACAAAAAAAAAUAAUAAAAUAAAAAAAAUCAGUUAUCUCCUACGGCUCUAUAAACUCCACAUAAUAAAUUAAAAAUUCCAAAUAAACAGUAACAGUAUUUUGUAUCAUGCAGUUUAGUUUAAUUACGAUUGACGCACGUAGUCGUAUACGCUUGAUCCAAUGUCAAAUAAGGUGUAAAGAAGAAAGUUAUAAGAGGGAAAACCAUGACGGAAUUAUUUUUAAAAUGAAUAUACAUCUAGGUAAUGUUCCCACUCGUGUGUUACCUUGACAAUUUUAGAUACAGCUAUAUAAUAUAAUUAUCCAAUGGAAAAUAUGUAUGUAGUUUUUACGUAUUUGCAGAAAAAAAAAAAUAAGACAGGAAAACUAAAAUGAAAAACACAUCGAAAUUAGUAGUUUCAAAUUUAAAAUCGUAUUAGCAUGGCUAUUUCUUAGAUUUUUGGUCGAGCCAAAAAAAAAAAAAAUAAUAAAAUACAAACGAGUUACCCGGAUCCUGAUCAUUGUUGAUUGAUAGAUUUUUUUGUGUUAACAGAAUGUUUUGAAAGAGUUUCCAUUGGAAAACGUCUGAACAAUUCGGACGUGACAAAAACCAUUCCUGCCCACAAUGUAAAACAAUGCAAUAACGAAUGUGAACGAAUACUGUGUAAUGCGUAUAGUUUUGGGUAAGUACUAAAAUUGUGAUGGACAUUUUAACGAUGAUAUAAUAUUCAGUAGUAUAUUCGGUUUUGAGUACAUUUAAUUUUUCUCAAAUAAUAUUUUAUAAUAUUAUAAUAAUAUAUCGAUAUUUUUUUUAAGUUUUCAAAUUGGGUCAUAUUGUUAUGUAAGUAAAAGUCGAUUUAAAUUUUUAAAAUAUUCGUAUGUAUUAAAAUUUAAAUACAUUUUUGAUUUGUAUAAUUUACUUAACUAUAAUAAUUAACUAAUAAUAAUGGAUUGAUAAAAAACUGAUUAGGUAUAAUUAUUUAAAACGUUUUUAGCAACAUUUAAAUAUUAUAUUCGUGGCAUUUUUUUUUAGGUUAAGCGGAAAUGGAAAUGGUACUUGUCUACUUGGUUCGGAUCUACCGAAGUCGGGACCGUACGACGAUCCAGAAUACGAUCUUUUUAUGAAAAUCUUACAAUGUAGAGAUAGAACUUGUGAGUUAUUAUUAUGAAUAAUAAAUUAAAUUUACUAUAAUUGUUUAAAUCUAAAGGUAGAGUGGAAACAAUGUACAAUCAAUUUAUCAAAAAUGAAUGAUUAAUUAUAGAAUUUAAUGCAACAAUAUAAUUUUAAAAUUAUUCUAAAAUCCCGAUAUUAAAACGUUAUUUAAAAUUCAAUCAAUUGUAAAUGUUGGAUGUCUGUCUAUAAUUUUAACCAUGGUUUUGCAAAAAAUCGACAAGUAGCUAAAUUCAGACUGAAUUACACUAACAGUAACUGAAUUAUUCAGUUAUUUAAAACUUUUAAUGCGUAAUACAUUGAAAUGAUUAUAGCUAGGGUUCAGAUGUUUAUAAAAUUUCAUAUUUUUUCUGUUUAACCAAAUCAAUUCUGACUUGGAUAUAAAUUGGACUCAUGUUUGACUGAAUAAAAAUAAUACUAUUUUUAUUUUGCAUAUUUUGCAUAUUUUAUGGUUUUAUAUGUUAAAUGCAUAUUUUAGAAUUUUAAGAAUAUAAAUGCAUAUUUAAGUACAUUUUGAACUAUUUAAAAAAAAAUUUUAAUUAAUAACGAAAUAAAAAUCAAAAAAGCAUACAAUUUGAACAAAUUAAAAAAAAAAAAAAAAACAUUAUAUCACUCUAAUGAUUUUAUUGUAAAUUAAUGUGUAAUAUCUAUUAAAAAAAUAAUACAUAAAAAAACUACAAUUUAAUAAAAAUUAAAUACUCAAGGUACAAUUUUGUUGCGCAUAUUUUGGUGAUUUUGAACUAAAAAUUCAUAUUUUAUGAUUUUUAGUGUAUAUUUUGAUUGCAUAUUUGGUAGUUUUUUAGUGCAUAAAUGCAUACAUAUUAUAUAGUUAUUAUAAGUGCAUAAACAUCCAAACCCUAGUUAUAGCGAAAUAAAUUGUCCCAUUCAAAUAAUCCGCACCCUAAUUUUUAAAUAAAAUAUUAUUUACAUAAAAUGUUGAAUUAUUUGUAUAAUUAUAUUUUGACUCACGAUAUUAUUGUAUGACUAUUUUUAAACAUUAGAACAAUAAUACAUAAUAUAUUUUUACUGAUUUUAAAGCCAAUAAUGUUAUAGUACUACUAGUGUUAUAGGUGUAGACCUUAGACAAAAAACCAAAUGAUUUGCAUCGUAAUUGUAUCAAUUGUUUAUAUUUUAUUGCAUGCAAAUGAUAAUUGAUAGGUAAUAUUAAUUAUCGAUUCAUUAUAUCUAAUUCGUAUACGAUUAUAAAAAAAUAUUAUUAUUUUGUGAAAUUCAAUCCAAUACUGUAGGUUUUAAUUAAGUGUGCUUAAAUUACUGAAAUGAUAUAAAACCCACACAAGUAAUGUUUUUUGAAUACCUAUUCAUUUAGCGUGUUUCAAUAAGCUUGUGGGAGGAAGACGUUUAGCCGAUAAAUUUAUUCAACGAACUAUGCCGGCCGAAUCAAAAGGAGAAUGUGAAAUAUUUUGUGAAUACGAAAAGGAAUUUCGAUGCGCAGGAUUCAAUUUCAGGUUGGUGUUGUUUUAACGCUAAUAUUCAAUCAAAUUUUGUUAGUAAUUAUUUUCGAAAAUAUUUAAGUUACAUAGAUAUAAUUUGGUUCACUGUGACUGUGCCAUCGUAUAAUUAUCAUUAUGUAUUUCUCCUUCUUCCCAAUAGCUUAGCAGGCCAUGUAGUCUCACUGCCGCAACUCCUAUAUCCUCCCAACGGUUCUUUUUAUACGUAUCCUCUAUUUACACAUUUUCAUUAAUUAUUUCUAAAUUAUUUUUCACAGUGUCCUUCCAUCUUGCCCGGUCGCUCCCAAGAGGUUUAUUACCCACAAUUCUUCCUUCGAUUACUCAUUCGAUUAUUUUUUCUUUUAAUUUCCAUACGUGGUUGAACCACUCUAUCCUCCUGCUUCUGCUGUACAAUAUGAUGUUAGGUGUCCCAUAAUUCUUAUUAUACAUAUAUAUUAUAUAUGUAUAAUAUAUAUAUAUGUAUAUUAUAUAUAUUAUAUAUUAUACAUACAUAUUGCAUAUAAUAUCGUGUAACCAAAAUAUCCUCAGUCCAUUUGGUAAUCACCAAUAUCGACAGAUUUUGUCGAAUUCAUAAUAAUACAGUAUAGUAGCUAUAAUUAAUAUAUUAGUUGAUAAUAGUUAGGAUACGACACUCGUAUAAUAAUUGAUUUUAUAAUUUAUAUUUUUGUACUCAAUUUUAUAUUCCAGAUAUGAUAUGAAAUCGGAUUCUUAUAGUAGUUGUCAAUUGACUUCUAUACCGCCGGAAAAAUUAGACCUGUCUACGGAUUUUCACUCGGAUGUAGACUAUGACUUUUAUGAAAAAAACGUGAACGCUUCACCCAUAUGCCGCUAUUUGGAAUUUACCGACCCUUAUGGGCAAAGGCGUCAAUGGGACAUUUCCGGUAACGAACCGGACCUGUCGCUGUGGCAAGAUUUAAAUCCUUCGUUGUUUCAAAAGAAUGACGUCGGGUACGGCAACGACAAAGUAUACUACGACCUUAGCAUUCAUUCUACACCAGCGGCAGGGUCAGGAUAUAAUCGUGGUGAAGUGCCUAUGACCUUUAUUCCGGACAACGAUAACCCGUACAACAACGUUCAGUUCGGAUAUAACGGUAUAAACCCGAUAUUAUCCGUGGAAAAUCGGAUGCCCGCAACGUCAAAUGGUUAGUAUGCAGUGGUAAAAUUGGGAAAGGGGGAGAGGUUAGAUGGAAACGGAGUGCUAUUUCUUAAAGUAAGAUAAUCACUUCACAUUACUUUGAGUCUUUAAAGCAUGGGCGGCCAUAAUGUCAUUUUCAGACGAGACACUUACUGGAAAACCAGUUUUCCGAAAACGCAUUUAAAGACCAACAUAGAAUAGAUUGUAUUUAUCUGAAAUAGUCGACUAAAUCAUAAACUACAAAUAUCUUAUAGUUGGCAUCCGAUAAACUGAUCGGGAACAAUUAAUUUGAUCGCCAAAAAAAAAAAAAAAAUAUGUUUAGGUAUUAUAGUUUAUAUAGACUUCUCUGGUUUAUACUACACAAUUAUUAAAUAAAAUAAUAAUAAUAAAUUUAAUAAAAUAAAAAAUGUAUUGAUUUUUAGUUUAUUUGUUCAUUAAAUUAUUAAAAAUUUAUAUAUAUUUAUAUAUAUAUUAUAAUAGGUAUAAUACAUAGAGUAUAAAAUAUAUAUAAAUAUAAAUAAAAUAAAAUACAAACAUUUUUUAACGUUGAAGUUGAAAGUUAUAGGCAAUCGUUUUAAAAAAUCUAUUGUAUCUAUAUUUACAUAGUCAUCGCGUAUUUAUUUAUUUUCAUAUAAAAUUAAAUUAUUUAUUGAUUUUAAGUUCUGAGCGGAGCGAAGAAGCUUAUAGUUUUAUAAAGAUGAUUUUUUCUUUUUUAUCUGUGCGCAACUUUUUCACCAGAAGACUUAUUCGAAUUUUUACGUGAAGCAAAUUUUCUGAAAGGAAAUAAGUGUGAGGAGGUACUUUAACGAGGUUAUUUUUAAAUUUUAUCAGGAGAUUUUUAUCAAAUUUGAAAAGCCGAAAAAAAACAUAGGGAAACCGGAAAAAAUGUAGGAAAACUGGGAAAAUCAGUACAACAUUAAACAAAUAUUAUUAAAGAAAAUAUAUAAAUCCUAUUUAAUUUUUUUUAAUAAAAAAUGGCACACACCUAUAAAUUGUUGUCAAAGCAUCGCUAUCAACUAAACUCCGCCAGAAUCGUUUUUUCGUAAGCAAUGGUUUAAUGUUCCUUACAGGUGUACAUUAAAUUAUCUAUAACAGUGGCUGCACCGGUCCCCAUUAUCCUAGGAUGUUGUUUAGCUUAUUUAUCCAUUUAAUUAUUACAAAAAAAACUUGAUAAACUAUUUGACUUUUACACAAGUUAUAUUAAUAAAACACAUUUCAUAAAGUAUUAGAAAAUCAUUAAAUGUAUAAAUUAUUUAAUUUUAUUCGUAAUAAUAAAUUAUUAUUGUAUUAUUAUAGUUUUAAUAUAUUAGUAUAAACUGGAGGAAAGUCUUUACAAAGCAUUCAGUUUUUUUGGCGAUUAACUUAAUUUGCAGUUGCGAUUAAUUGUUCGAGAAGACUUAUAAAACAUGAUAUUAUAUUAUAAAUUUAUGAUGCAAAGAUGUAUUUACAUUAUUGACGCACUGGGUUGUAUUACUGAAAUGUUAUAUAUAAAUGGCGUAAAUAUCAAGGAUGUGUCUUUUGGAGUUUUCAACUUUCAACCAUUACCCUUCUACCAUUUUUUGGGGAGUGAAAUAUUCAAAUCUAGUGACAACACUUUACUGCUUAUAGAUGUUCUUUUUUUAAUGUAGUUUUAUUUAUACCUUUAUAAUAAGGAAGUCUUGGUUGGUCAUAUAAAUAAUUCGAAUUUUAAAUUUACUCCUUCACCUCUACCACGGGUUGUGUGUGAAUUUGGGUAGGUGUAGUUAGUACUCAUAAACGUCCCUAAAAUUUUGACAGAUAUUAUAGUCACUACACAGUUUUUCCUACUUUAACUACUCUUGAAUGUACAUUUUCCAAAAGAAAAAAAUGCAGAAAUUCAUGUAUUGUAGAAAAAUAUUAUUGUAAGUUCUGCUGGUACCAUUUUCAGAAUGUUUUAUCAAAGCAAGAACGGGACAUCAUUUGCAAAGAGACAAUAUUAUAAAAUCGGUCAACGCUCCGUCUCUCUAUGGCUGUGAGAACAUAUGUGCCAACGAACAGACGUUCAUGUGCAAUAUGUUCAGUUACAGGUAAGCACCUGUAGAUGGUGACAAUGUAACGUAACAUAAUCUGGGUAUCAAAAAGUGAUAACUUUUUUGAUAUUUGUUGGGAUAAUUGUUUAAGAAAGAAAACGGCAAACUUCAUAGUGGAAUAUCCUUUAACGGCUUGCCGUUCAUUAAAAAUGUUUACCAUAAAUGUAUUUUGACUAAAACUUCAUUUAUUUAUGGAAUUUUAAAUUUAAUAUAAUGGCUUCAUCUCCAAACAUAAGGGUGACAAAAAAUAAGGGAAAUAAAACCGUUUACACCUAAUUUCUUAAAUUUUCCAAAAAUAAAAUUCGAUAAGUUAAUUCUUUCAGAUAUAAUGAGAUAUAUAUGUUGAUAUAUAUAUAUAUAUAUAUAUAUAUAUAUAAACAUAUAUAUCUCUUUAUAUNNNNUAUAUAAUAUAUAUAUAUAUAUAUAUAUAUAUAUAUCAUAGAUAGAUAGAUAUAUAUAUUGAUCUCCAUUUAUAAUCCACUGGUAAAAACGUAUUGAUGAACAGUUUAAAUCUGAUAUAGGUAUAGUUUUACAUCUUUAAUGGACAAUUGCCACUUGAGUGAUAAAAUGCUCCGGCAAUUGGAUAUUUUUCAAGAUUUAGUGCCGGACAGAGAUUGCGACGUGUUCGUACGAAACGAACUCAGUCAGCCAGGAUGUCAGCCGGCGAGAAAUUGGGAUACUGGUGAGAUUCAUUAUAAUAUAAUAUAGUAUAGUGUAAAGCAUAAUAUUUUAUAGUCACUAAAAUCGGGUUGUAUUAUUUUAUUACCAUUAUUUUAUACCCAGUUUGAUUUUCGAUUUCACAAUGUAUUAUAGUUGUUCGUGUGCAUUAUAAUUUAUAAACAUAUAUACUUGAUAAUUAAUAUUAAAUGUAUUAGCUACUUAUAAUUUUCCGUUUUUCGAUAAAAAGAAAUAUUCGUUGGUGAAUAAUGUUGUCAAGAUUAGGUAUUAACGAAUUAGUAAGUUAAAAGUCAAGUUAAUAGGUACCUAUAUUUAAGUUAGUAUUAUUAAUCUAACCUAACCUAACCUUUGAUCAGGGGCGGAUAUGCAUGAUCUGAACGACCCGGAAAAAAUAGAAACCAGCAGCCCACAUGAUCAUAUCUAAGAAUCAACAAAAUAAUUACCUUAACUUUGAGUGCAUCAACACCCAACUCUUUUUUUUUUGUUAAGAAAAAAUAUAAAUUUAAUAUUACACUAUUUCAAUUUCAAUAAAAAAGUUCUAAUACCUAAUAUUGAUUAUUUAUAUUUAGUAUUUAAUUGAUGAGGACUUUAUUUUAGAAGGAUUGGUUGAGUAUUCGGGGGGGGGGCAAAAUUCUCCAAAGGCCACUCCUUUUUUUGCAUUAAUAUAUGAAAUUAAGAGUAACUUAAGGUUAAAUAUUUUUAAAAAAAUGUGUAUCUAACAUAUUUUUCUAAAAAAUAUUUUGAUGGAAAAUCUCACAGGGGAGUCCUCCCUGGUACCCACACUUAUACUUAUCCCUUCUUUCAUGGUCUAUUUUCAAGUAAUUGCAAAUAUUUAAAAAAUAAUUGCAUUUUAUUUUAUUAAUUACAAAAAAUGUAAACAAAUAUGUCUAUCUAAAUAUUAAACCGAUUAGGUAAGGUACUUUUAUUCUGCUAUCCAAUACUAUUAUACUAAUGGGAUACUAAAGAUUAGGCCAAGAAGAAUGUCAUAUUUUAAAAAUGGGGUGGUGGAAAUGUAUGUGAAUGUAAAAUUUAUGUACAUUUGUGAAUAUUAUUCAAUCACAAUUAUAUAUAAUAAAUAAUAAUAAAUACAUUUAAAUAGGUAUAAUAAAUAAUAUGAAAAAAAAGUCCUAAGAUAAUGGGAUCAGGUGCAGCUAAUGUCAUAGUUAAUUUAAUGCAUAUCUGUAAGCAACGAUAAACCAAUGCUUACGAAAAAAUGAUUCUGAGUGGAGUUUAGUUGAUAGUGAUUCUUUGUCAACAAUAUAUAGGUAUAUAAUUUUUUCGUAAAAUAAUUAAAUAGGCUUUAUACAUUUUUUUAAAUAAUAUUUGUUAAUGUUGUAUCGAUUUUCCCUGUUUUUUUCGGUUUUUCAAAUUUGAUGAGAAAACUCCUGAAAAAAUCGAAAAAUGAUUUUGAUUUUCAAAACGGUAUUUAAAUUAAAAACAAUAAACCGGAAAAAAAAUACGAUUUUUUCACGAUUUUGUUAUUUUAAAUAUGUACCUACCACGUUUUUUAGCACAAAUAUGGCUCCAAUUGAAAAACGACAAGAGACCUUUUUCGUUAAUUUUUUUUUUUUUAAUAAGCGUUUUGAAACUAAAUUUAAACGAAAAUUGUAAAAAAAAAUUACGGAACUUUAAAUUAUGUAUUAUCGAACUGCGCUCGGAAUCGUCUUUCAUCAGCAAUGGUUUAUUGUUGCUUACAGACAUAAAUUAAAUUACCUUAUGUAUCCUACCUUCUCAACUUCCCACCUAAAACAGUGGCUGCAGCCAUCCCUAAUAUCAGCUCUUUUUUUUUCGGUUUUUCAAAUUUGAUGAGAAAACUCCUGAGAAAAUUGAAACAUGGCUUCUUUAAAGUACCCGCCUAGUGAAAUUUCCUUUUAGAAAAGGUGUUACUGUUAGAAAUUCGAUUAAGCUUUUUUGGAAAAAGUUGCGCGUAGAUGCUAAAUGACAACGGAAAGUCGAAAACAGAAUUUAGUGACUAAUUAAAUAAAAUUUCACUGUAAUUUUUGUGUUCAAUUACAAAGUACGAUGUAGGUACUUUUAUUUAAGUUUAAUGGUUUAUGACAGCAGCUGUGAGUCAAACUCAAAAAUAAUAUUCAAAUUCCAAGAUAAACACUUGUGAUGGUAAUUUUAGUAGUCAUACAAUGAUAAUUUAUUAUGAUUUAAACUAGAUUUAAAUUAAAAACACAGUAUUAUUGUAUUUUUUUUAUUAACUUUGAAUAUUCGUGUUUAUGUACAAAAGCUAAUAGUAGUAUUUUUCAUUAGCCUAUUUUUGGUAAUAUAAGUAGCCCGGUGGGCCUAUCCGCCCCUGCCUUUGACUAAAAAAAAUUGUUUUCAUUAAUAAAACUAGUUAAUUUUAGUUUAUAUCACAUCAAGUUAAUUUCAACACAUUACCAUACACAAUUAUCAUCUUAAAAACAAUAUUUUUUUAAAAUUUUUCUCACUUAAUAAUUUGUAUGAAGUUUCGAUCUUAAAAUAAGUGCAAUUUGAAAGCCACAGAAUUGAACAUUGAUCGUCUUUAUUUCUAAAAAAAAAAAAAACUAUAUCUAGGUUCAAUGCUUUUCAAUAUAGCAUAAACAAUUUUUCAUAUAAAUUAAAUUAACAUAACCUAAGUGAACAAGUUAACUAUGUGUUCAAAUUAACUUUUAAUUUUUAACUUGGUGUUAAUUCGUUCAUUAACUCUUGACUGAGUUAAAAUUAUUCUUUGUCUUGCAUAUCAUUAAUUUUGCAUACUACACAUAUUACACAAAGCUAAAAUUAUUUUCUAAUAUAAGUAAAAACUCCAGAAAAAAAAUCACAUGCAUUUUAGAUUGUUUCGAACGUAUCCGUAGCGGUUUGACGUUCGAAGUGGCCAUAGUAAAGUUUUCGGUGCAAACAGAAAAUCUGCACGAGUGCGAACUCAUAUGCCUCCACGUAAAACAUUUCACGUGCAGAGUGUUCAGUUUUCGGUACGUACUCAAUAAUAGAAUCUAUGUAAUUUCGACACACGUCAAAUGGACGCGGUUAUUUUGAUGCGAGACAAUUGAUCGCAUAGCACAUUUUGGCGCAACUACAUUUCGACGCUUUUUUUUUUUUGUUUAAUUAUGAUUAUUGAUUUAUUUAUCACAACAAAUGUAUAUAUGUAAUACUAUUUCAGAUAUUUUUAAAGAUUGUAUAUUUUAUAUUUAAUAAUAAUUUGUUUUAUUUUAUAUAUAUUUAUUUUGAAAAAUAAAUCAGUAAUAAUAAUUAAACAAAAAAAAAAAAAUGCUUCAAAAUGUGCCAUGCGCCCAAUUGCCUCGCGUCCAUUUGACGUGCGUCGAAAUCACCAUGUCGAAAUGAUGCAACAACUAAUAAUAUUAGCGCCAGUGGCGUGCCCAGGAAUUUUCAAUGGGAGAUGAUGUAGUCAAAUUAUAAUUAUGAUUCAAGGAUAAAACAUAAAAUUUUUUUCUGUUAUACUUAUCCCGAACUAUGCGAAUUUAAAAUUCCGAUUAAAAUAUACUCAUGGUUUUUGUAUUUUUAAUUAAAUUAGAGGGGGGAUAUAACUGGUAACCUCCCAUCUCCCUACGCACGCCAUUGGUCAGCACCGCACUAUUUUGUGUCUUGUCUGUCACAUUUUAUAUUAUAUAACUGACUGGCCAGCCGAUAUGGUACCUAUGUAAUCCGUGUCUGUCUCGUGCCGGUCUAGCCGAGGGGCGGCCGUCAUCGGAAAAUGGUCGGACAACUGUUAUCUGACCGAUUACCCGAUACUCGAAAUGGACCCGAACAAGCACUUUGUCCAGGACACCGAAUGCGAUAUCUUCAACCGUGGUAGCUACGGUCGCGGAUGCGAACUGGACAAAACCCACUUCCCCACCGGGCCAUGGCCAACAGGACCUGGCCAGGACCUGACGCCUACCGUGCACACCACUUACCGACCUCAGUAUGGUGUGCCACCUCCACUAUCACCAACUCCAUCGGGAUAUGGUCCAAAGUAUGGUCCACCACCAUCGCCACCAUUGCAGUUCUUUCCUGUCAUACCGUCCGGAUCACCGAUCCCGCCACCGUCUCCGUCACCGUCGCCACCGUCGUCUCAGUACUUUCCAGUCAGGCCCAUUACGCCAACGCCAUCACCACCAACCCAGUAUUUUCCCGUCACGCCGACCACUUUUGUUACUUCUACCAGACGUACGGGUACUUAUGUGCCAUCUUUACCACCUACUACGUUUUAUCCGAUUCAAGGAGAGUACACUCCCGCCGGUGUCAAACCGUCGAAUCGGAAUCCGGACCCUGGUGUGUUCAAAGACUCGUUUAACCCAUAUGGUCAAAAUCCUACUCGAGGACCAAUUCUCUAUGGGCCAUACGGACCGCCAAAAAAGUGUAAGACGACUUUUAUUCUUAUUUCCCGUGAUUCGUCCUUAAGUUUUCGUUUUUCAAUAUUUUCAGUGUGCUAUAUAAAUUUUGGCAGUACUGCUAGAUUAUUGCCAUCGGCUAUUAAAAAGUCAAUGAACGUUGAGUCAGAGGACCAGUGUAAAAUGGAGUGCAACAAGGCCAGAGACAGUCAAUACUUCCGAUGUUCCUCACUCAGCUACUUGUAGGUACAGAUUUUCUUGGUCUUAAUAUUAUUUAUCUCACACCGAAAAGCCAGACUGGUGUGUGUGUGGGUUCGUUAAAUAAUACAAAAUUAAGUGUUUUUAUGUGUUUCCGCUCUUUUAUAGUGCUGGUUAUUGCGAGUUGAGUGACAUCGAAAUGAGAGAUUUAAAACCCAAUCAGGAUUUCAGUAUGGAUCAACAAUUUCUUCUUUUCACGUGGGAUUUUAAUCAAGUUCACUGUUUCGGAUUGACUCCUGUUGCCAAAGUCCCUCCAACCAAUAACGGUAAUAAGGAUCAAUUAUGCUUAUUUUUAUAUGUUUACUGCUACAUUAGUUUUUCGAGAUUUUGUGUUUAUUAAAUAUUCUGAAUAUGAUGCGUAGUUCCAGUAACUGGAUUAGAAUGGACAUGGUUGAGGUUUACCGUCAAUGGACAGCCAUGCAGAUCCGGUUCAUAUUGUACCAAAAACGCGGACAUGGGUAUAUGGUCCUGUCCAGUCGAACAAGGUGGCUGGGAUUACUGUUGCAAGCCAGAACAUAAAUGCGGUUACUCUGAAGGAAUCAGUUAUCCAUGGUGAGAUGUAAAACUAGUAAAUCAAGUUUGACGAAAUUUCUUAGAUAAAAUAAUGUAUUAACAUAGUAUAAUAUAUUAUUAUAAAAUUGGAACUUAAGUUCCUCUACCUGCAAUCGUAAAAAAUAAUUAUUUCUAUUUUGGCUAGCGUCCAUGAUAAAAUAAAAAUUAAUUUCGUGGUUUGCAACGAUGCUCACAUAGUAUUCUACCAUGUGUUUGACAUACAGGUGUUACGUGGGUCAUUCGUCCGAACAGUGGCGCCCGUGUAGCGACAAGUAUUAUCCUUCAGCGGACGGAAUGCCACAAACCUGGCCGGUGACUUACAUUCAUCACUCAGGCCCGCCGACUACGUCCGUCACGGUAUUCCCGGGCCUUUCCAGUCCGAGUCCGCUGCCUCCGCGUCGGAUUGACGAAGCCGUGGGAAAUGGCACGAUAACGGCCAUCAAGCACGAACAGUCGCUGGUCGAUCAGUUUCUGGCGAUAUUCAGGACGUCUUCGGAAACACCACCGCCGUCACCGGAGCCUGCCAGCAGCCGUGCCCCUGAAACAAACAACAAGACCGCCUCGUUGAUUGCUAGUCACCACGUGGAUUUACCCGGUUUCCGGGUGGUCGAUGUCACGGACAUACCGCAAACCGUAAACAGGGCCGCCGUCGGGUCCGUCAACAGGUUGUAUUCGUACGAAGCCAGCAAUCGGUUUAGAAACACGUUCAAGUACAGAAAACCUUACGUUUGA